GCCUGCAGAGAGCCCUGUAACCGCUGCGGAGACCAGUGCCCCGGGUUCCGGAUGCACAGCUGGAGGAAGAUAUGUGUGCACUGCAAGUGUCUGCGGGAAGAGCACGCACUCCGCUCCAUGACAGACCAGCUGGAGAAGAUGAUGUCCAAGCUGGUAUCUGACUUCCAGAGCCACUCCAUUUCCGAUGACGACUCGGGCUGCGCCUCAGAGGAGUACGCCUGGGUGCCACCUGGGCUCAAGCCAGAGCAGGUGUACCAGUACUUCAGCUGUAUUCCCGAGGACAGAGUGCCCUACGUCAACAGCCCCGGAGAGAGACAUCGAAUCAAACAGCUCCUGCACCAGCUACCGGCACAUGACAGCGAGCCUCAGUACUGUAACUCUCUGAAUGAAGAUGAGAGGAGGGAGCUCCGACUGUUCAGCCAACAGAGGAAGCGGGAGAACCUGGGCAGAGGCAAUGUGCGACUUUUCCCUGUCACCGUCGCGGGAGCCGUGUGUCAACAGUGCAGCAGGCAGAUCCGCGGGGGCGACAUUGCUGUGUUCGCCAGCAGAGCUGGGCUGGGGGCCUGUUGGCACCCACAGUGCUUCCAGUGCUCACAGUGCCAUGAGCUGCUUGUGGACCUCAUCUACUUCUACCAGGAUGGCAAGGUGUACUGCGGCCGACACCACGCUGAGAAGAUCAAGCCCCGCUGCCAGGCUUGUGACGAGAUCAUCCUUGCGGACGAGUGCACGGAGGCGGAGGGACGCCACUGGCACAUGCACCACUUCUGCUGCUUCGAGUGCGAAACGGCGCUGGGUGGCCAACGCUACAUCAUGAAGGAGAGCCGGCCCUACUGCUGCGCCUGCUACGAGUCGCUGUAUUCCGAGCGCUGCGACACCUGUGGGGAGGUCAUAGGAAUAGACCAGGGUCUUAUGACCUACGAAGGGCAACACUGGCAUGCCACCGAGGCCUGCUUCUGCUGCACCCGCUGCCGACUUCCCCUGCUGGGGCGGCCAUUCCUUCCUCGAGGGGGUCUGAUCUUCUGUUCGCGCCCCUGCUCCCUGGGUGAGGACCCGUGCAGCUCGGAUUCCUGUGACUCGGUGCUGCAGCGCAAACGCAGAGCUCCGGCCCACCGGCGCCAACAGCAGCGUGCUACCAAACAUGGGCACGUCGACAAGGCCGGGUCCGUGGAAAAGGGCUGCCGUGACCCGCAUAGUGAGGACAAAGAGUCCCUGGUCCCAGAGAGACACCCAAGAAAUGGACGGAGGACUUCUGUGACCGCUGAGCGGUCCAUCAGCAGCGCCCAUGCAAGCAUUGGCUCAAAGGAUCUUCCAGUCAGAUGCUUCAGAUUCCUACCAAAGUGCACCUCGAGAGGCACCUCAACUGCCAACGAGGGCGCUGGCCGAGAGGAGCUUGGGCCUCCAGCGUUAGACCCCAUGCCCAAUCCGGAGAGGGACAGCUACCCCAAGGAGGCUACACAGAGCCCUCCAGCUGUGUCGGAGGAGCCCCGAGACUUUCUCCUGAGGACUUACCUACAGAAAGAUAGGCAGUCAGAGUCACGGGUUCCAGACACAGCCCUCCAGGCUGGGCGCAGUGGCACCGCCAGGGUCACCUUCCGCGAACCAAUUAGCUGCAGCUACCUGGUGGAGGAGAGAGAAGAGGAGGAAGAGGAGGAAGAAGAAAGGCAGAAGGAGGGUCCCAAGGGAAGGUCUGGAAAGCAGCUCCGAUUCCAGAGGCAGGCGCUACCUCUCUACGUGGCCCCUCGAAGGGAUUUACUGGAUGGGCUGCACCAUCAGCACAGUUUCCCACGAAGAGCUGGGGCCCAGAGCCAAGGUCAGAUAGUCUCCAACUCCCCUUUCCACCUGGGGACUGAGAGGCGUUUCCGCCAGCGUCGACCAGACCGACCCCGGCUGGACACGCUCAAGCGGCAAGGACAUCGAGGAAAGGAUCUGUCCACCACCCCUGAGCCACCGCCGCUUACUCUCCUCCCUGGUUUCUUCAAGCACGAAGACUCCUGCUCCACUUGCUCCUCCUCAUCAGAGUCUGAGGAGGAGGGCUACUUCUUGGGCCAGCCUAUCCCUGUGCCCCCACAGCUGCGCCCACCCCCCUCACUAGGUGGACAGAUGGAGGGAUGGAGAGAUAGAGAGCGCGAGUGUGACCAGCAGAACAGCUGGAGAAGGAGGAGGACUUACAGCAUCGGUGGACAUGACAAGACCUGCAACAUCUCCUGA
Scleropages formosus (Asian bonytongue) is the source of this 2208-nucleotide messenger RNA. RefSeq names its product prickle planar cell polarity protein 3-like. The coding region runs from base 52 to 2208 and encodes 718 amino acids. The record is from RefSeq and is a predicted model, not a curated record. The transcript has 10 exons. Lineage: Eukaryota; Metazoa; Chordata; Actinopteri; Osteoglossiformes; Osteoglossidae. Gene Ontology annotation, molecular function: zinc ion binding.